AUGGCGACUUCCACCAGACUACCGACGGAACCGCUCUUGGUGAUUCUCGGCUCGACGGGCACCGGCAAGUCUGAGUUAGCCAUAGAGCUCGCAAAGCGAUUCCGUGGCGAAGUCAUUAACGCCGACGCCAUGCAGAUGUACGCGGGACUCCCCAUAAUGACCAACAAGGUGAGCGAGUCGGAGCAGCAAGGCAUAACGCACCACCUGCUAGGCCACAUAGCGCCCGACUCGGAGCCGUGGGACAUUGAUGACUUCCGCCGCGAAGCGACGGCCGUCAUCCGCGGCGUCCGCUCCAGGGGCAAUCUGCCCAUCUUGGUCGGCGGGACGGCGUACUACGUCGACGCCCUGCUAUUCCGGGACACGGUGCUCCCGCAGCACGACCCGGUGGGCAGCGACGACGGCGACGAUGGCGACACGGCCGCCGCCUCGGCCCUGGCCAUCCUCGAGGAGCCCACGCCCGUCCUGCACGCUGAGCUGAAGAAGGUCGACCCGACCAUGGCGCUACACUGGCACCCCAACGACCGGCGCAAGAUCAGACGCUCCCUGGAGAUAUACCUACGCACUGGGCGGCGCGCGUCAGACAUCUACGCCGAACAAAAAGCAGAAAGGGAGACCGCAUCCGCCGCCUCCGCCGGCUCUGGCUCUACUGCCGAGUCCCCGUGGGAUAACCUCCUGCUGUGGGUAUACUCGGAGCGCGACGUGCUCAAGGACCGUCUGGACGUGCGCGUGGAUAAGAUGCUCGACUCGGGACUGCUGGACGAGGUGCGCCAGCUCAUCGAUCUGCGACGCGCGCAGGAGUCGGCCACGAACGGCCAGCCCGUCGACACGACCCGUGGUAUCUGGCAAUCCAUAGGCUACAAGCAGCUAGAGCCGUACGUAGCAGCCCUGGACCGGGGGCAUGCCGAUGACGCCGAGCUGGCCGACCUGCGCACCCGCUGCGUCGACGACAUGAAGACGGCCACGCGCCGCUACGCCAUGUACCAGACCCGCUGGACGCGGCAGAAGAAGAUCCCCCGUCUGCGGGACCAGGGUCCCCAGGCCCUGGACUCGCUCUACGUCCUCGACAGCACCGACGUGUCGCGCUUCGCCGAGACGGCCGUCCGACCUGCCGUCAGCCUGACGGACCAGUUCCUGCGCGGCCAAACACGUCCCCACCCGACCGACUUGUCCGACCUGGCGCGCGAGGUGCUCGGCCACGCUACACUACCCAGGCCAGAGAAGACCCCCUGUGAGCGCAUGUGCGAGAUCUGCGGUAUAUCCGUCACAUCCGAGGAGCAGUGGACCUCGCAUAUGCGCGGGAGGAUGCACAGGGCGAGAUCGAAGAAGAAGAAGAGGUUGGCCUUGAUUCCUGCUGGUGUUCUUACUGGUGGUGCAGGUGGUGCUAGUGGUGGCCAAGACACAUCUAAAGUAGGGAAAGACUCGACAUUGCCUGAACAAGAUGUGGAAAUAGGUUCCAUGUUUCAGCAAUAG
This is a messenger RNA of Geosmithia morbida, 1470 nucleotides long. RefSeq names its product tRNA dimethylallyltransferase. The record is from RefSeq and is a predicted model, not a curated record. Gene Ontology annotation, cellular component: mitochondrion. Gene Ontology annotation, biological process: tRNA modification. The coding region runs from base 1 to 1470 and encodes 489 amino acids. The transcript is spliced from 2 exons. NCBI's taxonomy places the organism in Eukaryota, Fungi, Ascomycota, Sordariomycetes, Hypocreales, Bionectriaceae. Gene Ontology annotation, molecular function: tRNA dimethylallyltransferase activity.